GUGUGUGUGUGUGCGUGCGUGCGCGUGCACGAAUCUCACUUUCCACAUUGCAGUUCAUGGAUCUAACACGCAUUGUAGCGUCAUUGUUUCUCGUGUGUGUGAGCUCAGUGUGGGCCCGAGUGCUCCUGCUGACUGACAUGUACGGAACCCUGCAUUCGCCUGGCUUUCCCGAGCCGUAUCCGAAGGACAGCGAGAUACAGUGGAAUAUCAGUGUUCCGGAAGGAUAUUGGAUCCGCCUUUACUUCGUUCACUUUGACAUUGAGCCGUCGUACCUGUGCGAGUAUGAUUAUGUAAAGGUAUCCUCAGAGAGCGAGGAGCUAGCAGUUUUUUGUGGAAAAGAGAACACAGACACAGAACGCGUUCCUGCUGACGAUGUUAUCUUAUCACCAGGGAACCUUCUCGGUGUGGCAUUUCGCUCCGACUUCUCCAACGAGGAGCAUUACUCUGGGUUCGAAGCUCACUACAGUGCAGUGGAUAUCGAUGAGUGUAGAGAAAAAAAUGAUGAAGUCGGGGCCUGUGAUCACUAUUGCCAUAACUACAUUGGCGGCUACUACUGCUCCUGUCGAUAUGGACACCAGCUUCAUUCCGACAACCGCACAUGCAAAGUGGAAUGCAGUGACAGUGUGUACACUGAGGGUUCCGGAGUGAUUGCCAGUGCAGAUUUUCCCAAGGCGUACCCUAAAAGCUCUGACUGCCUCUACCGAAUCAGACUGGAGAAGGGCUUCUCGGUCACACUGGAUUUCGAUGCUACCUUUGACAUUGAAGAUCACCCCGAUGUCACCUGCCCCUAUGACCACGUUAAGAUUCAGGCAGGAGAGAAAGUUUUUGGCCCGUUCUGCGGAGACAGAUCACCUGGAAGGAUCCAGACAGGAAGCAAUGUUGUGAACAUCUUGUUUCACAGUGAUAACUCAGGAGAGAACUUGGGCUGGAAGCUCACCUACACUUCUACAGGCAGCGAAUGUGCAGUUCUUCUGCCUCCACCUAAUGGUCAAUUGGAGCCAUUACAGCCUAAAUACUUCUUCAAAGAGCACAUCACGGUGACUUGUGACACUGGCUACUCGUUAGUAAAGGAAAGAGAGGAGUUUGAGCAUUACCAGAUAGAGUGCCAAGCAGAUGGAAACUGGAGCAGCCAUCUACCAGUCUGUCAAAUGAUUGAUUGUGGUCCGGUCGACGUAACUUUAGGAGACGUGGAGUAUACUAACUCCAGCAACAGUACUACAUUGGGAUCCAGGAUCCUCUACAGCUGCAAGAGCUCACCUGGAGAACAGAGUGCAUAUAUGUGUGACAGGAGCGGUGUGUGGAUAAAUGAGGAUGGAGCCGCAAUUAGAACGUGCCGAGCAGAUCUGGAGAAUAGCACACAAUCGGAUUCGGAAUUCCAGCCACCUAGUACAACAGUGAAAUCCCAAGCAGCAUGCGGCGAGGAGUCACGGCCGUUUCCAUCACACCAAAAGCGUAUCGUGGGUGGACGUGCAGCCUUUCCGGGUCUUUUCCCCUGGCAGGUUUUGUUGUCUGUGGAGGACACAUCCCGGGUUCCUACAGCUCGCUGGUUUGGUAGCGGUGCCCUCCUGUCCUCGGCGUGGGUCCUCACGGCUGCUCAUGUGCUUCGCAGGCAGCUCAGGGACCACUCGGUUGUCCCCGUGGCCCCUGCACAUGUGCAAGCUACGCUGGGGCUCACGGACGUCCGGGAUAAAAAGCUUGCCAUCAAUUGCUCUGUUGAAACGAUUAUCCUCCACCCAGAAUUUGACCCACACAACUACAACAACGACAUCGCACUGGUCAAACUCAGCCCGGGGAUGGUACUGAAUGAGCUGGUGAGGCCUGUUUGUUUGCCCCCACCGUGGGUCAAAGGUCAAACUCGUAUGCCCUUGCCGAACACGCUAGGCGUGGUUGCCGGUUGGGGGAUCAACAUGCCAAAUAGCUCUGCCUUGUACAGCGGGGUAACCUUUGACCUCGGAGUUGUCUCGGAGGUGCUGCAGUACGUUAAAUUGCCAGUUGUGCCGCAGGACGAGUGCAAAGCCAGCUAUUUCUCUCGAUCGGCAAGCUACAACAUCACCGAGAACAUGUUCUGUGCCGGGUUCUAUGAAGGAGGACAGGAUACGUGUUUAGGGGACAGUGGGGGAGGAUUUGUAAUAAAGGACCCCUACAGUGGGAGAUGGGUAGUGCACGGUCUGGUGUCUUGGGGCGGCCCAGAGGGAUGCGGAAGUCGACAGGUGUAUGGGGUGUACACCCGAGUGGCAAAUUACGCAAAUUGGCUGCACAAAACGAUGAACACCGAGUGCUGGUGGUGACACAUGCAGGCAGACUGUAGGGGGACGGGGUGUUUGUUUCUGAAUCAUUUAACUUAUUCUGUAUUUUCAUUAUAGGUCAACCGAUAGUGGAUUUUACCGAUACCGACACCUAGGUUGGAUCUUACUUGCUAUAACUGAUUAAUUAAUUAAAGACCAUAUAAAUUAAGACCAAGGAGAAGGUUUAUGGAUGUGGUGAGAGAAGAUAUGCUGUGGCGACUCCUAAU
Molecule: messenger RNA, 2512 nt
Organism: Silurus meridionalis
Lineage: Eukaryota; Metazoa; Chordata; Actinopteri; Siluriformes; Siluridae
Gene: masp1
Product: MBL associated serine protease 1
Exons: 12
Coding region: 57-2288 (743 amino acids)
Biological process (GO): zymogen activation; complement activation
Cellular component (GO): blood microparticle; extracellular region
Molecular function (GO): calcium ion binding; serine-type endopeptidase activity
Source: RefSeq, a predicted model, not a curated record